AUGAUGUUCUGGUCUGUUCCGGUUGCUCUGCUCCCUGCCCUGGCGGGUGCCUUUCUCCACGGCCAAGCACGGAACAACACCUUCGACUAUGCGGGAUACGAGGUGGCCAUCGUCGAGGCUGGAAGCUGGUAUGAAGACUUGGAACCCAUCAUCUCCUCCACUCCAGCCUUUGGGUUCGCGAACAAUGCUGCCAACGACUGA
Aspergillus lentulus is the source of this 201-nucleotide messenger RNA. RefSeq lists its product as uncharacterized. The record is from RefSeq and is a predicted model, not a curated record. Lineage: Eukaryota; Fungi; Ascomycota; Eurotiomycetes; Eurotiales; Aspergillaceae.